Molecule: messenger RNA, 231 nt
Organism: Bursaphelenchus xylophilus (pine wood nematode)
Lineage: Eukaryota; Metazoa; Nematoda; Chromadorea; Rhabditida; Aphelenchoididae
Source: the annotation of a GenBank genome assembly
AUGAGGAUUCUCGGGCUCUGCACCCUCCUCUUCUGCACGAUCUCUCUGCUCACGGGUUACGUGAUCCGCCUCACACGAGCGCCACCGAUUGCGGAGGGGCGUCGCGCGUUCGCGUCGCUGCUGCACUUCGGCGAAGUGGUGGACCUGGAUCGCAACAAUUUGGUGGACUUUCGGCCGCGACGGCCGCAUCGCUUCGCCACGGAGCUGCUGCCAUUGCCUGAGGCGGAAUAG